UCUCGCGCACUCACCCGGGGGACAUGUUGGAACGGCCCAAGCAGUCCGGAAGUGGAGGCCUGUUUGGUGGUGGCCACUUCCGCUUCCGUUUUCUGCACCAGGCCGCGGGGUGCUGUCGCUGCUAGUCUCUUUGCUGCCAUGACAGCCACUCUGCGCCCCUAUCUCAAUGCAGUACGUGCCACCCUGCAGGCUGCCUUGUGCCUGGAGAACUUCUCAUCCCAGGUGGUAGAGCGGCACAACAAACCUGAGGUGGAAGUCAGAAGCAGCAAAGAACUACUGUUGCAGCCUGUGAUCAUUAGCAGGAAUGAGAAAGAGAAAGUCUUAAUUGAAGGCUCUAUCAACUCUGUGCGAGUGAGCAUUGCUGUGAAACAGGCUGAUGAGAUUGAGAAAAUUCUAUGUCACAAAUUUAUGCGGUUCAUGAUGAUGAGAGCAGAAAACUUCUUCAUUUUACGUCGGAAACCAGUUGAGGGCUAUGACAUCAGCUUCCUGAUCACAAAUUUCCAUACAGAGCAGAUGUACAAGCACAAGCUGGUGGACUUUGUCAUUCAUUUUAUGGAGGAAAUUGACAAGGAAAUCAGUGAAAUGAAGCUGUCAGUCAAUGCCAGGGCUCGCAUUGUGGCAGAGGAGUUCCUUAAGAAUUUCUAGACCAAGGGCUGGAAUCCACAGCUUUGCUUUCUCAUUCUCUCUGCACCGCUGCCUCAUUGCGGCUACAGAGAGGCCACAGCUCAGGAGUGAAAUGAGAAGCAGCUAGAUCUGCGAGGGCUGCCCCAGCUCAGUGAACACCGUUCUCGCCAGUGUGCCCAGGGGAGGGGAGGGGAGGGUGCUUUUUAAUAUUUUUGGAACAAAACUGUGCUUGUAUAAGAUUGUGUUGACUUGAUAUUCUUUUUUUUUUAAAAUAUAUGAUCACUUGCUGUAAUUUGUCUCCCUGAAUGUACUAGGGGGGAAGGUGGGAUUGGUUGCCCUAGCAACCCUCCGCAGAAGUUGUUAGGGGAGUUCCAGUUCAGUGGUGUGCAUAGAAAGACUGCCUGCAAUAGCUGACAAAACCUGCCAUUUUCUGUAGUCUGGGGACCAGAAAAAAAUGAGACGGGGAA
Molecule: messenger RNA, 1091 nt
Organism: Candoia aspera
Lineage: Eukaryota; Metazoa; Chordata; Lepidosauria; Squamata; Candoiidae
Gene: ARPC4
Product: actin related protein 2/3 complex subunit 4
Exons: 6
Coding region: 139-645 (168 amino acids)
Biological process (GO): actin filament polymerization; Arp2/3 complex-mediated actin nucleation
Cellular component (GO): actin cytoskeleton; Arp2/3 protein complex
Molecular function (GO): actin filament binding
Source: RefSeq, a predicted model, not a curated record